GCUCGUGGCCACGAUUUGCGUGGAAUCUCGUCUGCGUUUACGUGUCUCAGGUGUGUCUGCUGCAACGUAAAUACGGGCUGCACGGGCCGCGGGAGUCUAUGGGAAGACGCCGGAGGAGCCCAAAGCCGGGAAAUGGGAAGAGAACCUCAAGAUGUGAGAUGAAUGUGUUUACGUUUUCAGGACCCAGUGGCCUUUGAGGAUGUGGCUGUGAACUUUACCUUGGAGGAGUGGGCUCUGCUGGGGCCUUCACAGAAGAAACUCUACAGAGAUGUGAUGCGGGAAACCUUGAGGAACCUGGCCUCAAUAGGGGAAAAAUGGGAAGACCAUAACACUGAAGAUCAGUACAAAAACCAGGGAAGAAAUCUGAGAAGCCAUACAUUACGGAGAUGCUGUGAAAGUGAAGAAGGUAGUCAGUGUGGCGAAAAUAUCAGCCUUAUUCCAAAUCUUAAUCUGAACAAGAAUUCUACUGCAGUAAAACCAUGGGAGUGCAGUGUGUGUGGAAAAGUCCUCAUGAGUCGUUCAUCCUUUAAUAGGCACGUUAGAUCUCACACUGCACCCAAACCAUCCAGGUAUCAGGAAUGUGGAAAGAAGCCUUAUAAAUGUAAGGUAUGUGGAAAAGCCUUCAGUUAUCUCCAGCCUUUUCAGAAACAUGAAAGUAAUCAUAGUAUAGAGAAAUCCUAUAAAUGUAAGGAAUGUGGGAAAUCAUUUAGAUAUCGCCAAUCUGUUCGAAAACAUGAACGGACUCACACUGGAGAAAAACCCUAUCAAUGUAAACAAUGUGGGAAAGCCUUUCGAUAUCAUCAAACCUUUCAAACACAUGAAAGAACUCACACAGGGGAGAAACCGUAUGAAUGUAAGCAAUGUGGUAAAGCCCUCAGUUGUCCAAGUUCCUUUCGAAGUCAUGAAAGGACUCAUACUGGAGAAAAACCCUAUGAAUGUAAAAAGUGUAGUAAAGCCUUCAGUUGUCCCAGUUCUCUUCGAAAACAUGAGAGAACUCAUACAGGAGAGAAACCUUAUGACUGUAAGGAAUGUGGGAAAGCCUUCAUUUCUCUUGGAAGCUUUCAAAGACACAUGAUAACACAUACUGGAGUUGGACCUUAUAAAUGUAAAGAAUGUGGAAAAGCAUUCAAUUGUCCCAGUUCAUAUAGAAUACAUGAAAGAUCUCACACUGGAGAAAAACCCUAUGAAUGUAAGCAGUGUGGUAGAGCCUUCAGUUGUUCCAGUUCCUUUCGAACACAUGAAAGAACUCACACUGGAGAGAAACCUUAUCAAUGUAAGGAAUGUGGAAAAGCCUUCCACUGGCUCACCACUUUUCAAGUCCAUGUGAGAACUCACACUGGUGAAAAACCCUAUAUAUGUAAGCAGUGUGGUAAAGCCCUCAGUUGUCCCACUUCAUUUCGAAGACAUGAACGGACUCACACUGCAGAGAAACCCUACGAAUGUAAGCAAUGUGGGAAAACCUUCAGUUCUCCUUUAGGUUUGCAAAUACAUGAAAGAACUCACACUGGAGAGAAACCCUAUAAAUGUGAGAAAUGUGGGAAAGCAUUUGUUUCUCUCACAAGCUUUCGAAGACACAUGAUGACGCACACUGGAGAUGGACCUUAUAAAUGUAAGGAAUGUGGGAAAGCAUUUAAUUGUCCUAGUUCAUUUCGAAUACAUGAAAGAACUCACACAGGAGAGAAACCCUAUGAAUGUAAAAUAUGUGGUAAAGCCUUCAGUUGUUCCAGUUAUGUUCAAGUACAUGAAAGAACUCAUACUGGAGAGAAGCCCUAUGAAUGCAAGGAAUGUGGGAAAGCCUUCAUUUACCGCACAACCUUUCGAGGUCACAUGAGAAUGCACACUGGUGAGAAACCGUAUAAGUGUAAAGACUGUGGGAAAGCCUUUAGUCGACCCAGUUCAUACAGAAGCCAUGAAAGAAUUCACACUGGAGAGAAACUUCUUGAAUGUAAGCAUUGUGGGAAAGCCUUUAAUUGGCCCACAUCCUUACAUAAACAUGUCAUGAGAAUGCACACUGGAUAUAAGUGAUAAAUACAAGAGUUUCCUAUUUUAACAAAUACUGGGCUGGCCAAAAAGUUCAUUCGGGAUUUUCCGUAACAUCUUACAGAAGAAUGAACUUUCUGGCCAACCCAAUACAUUCAAAGUCAUAUGAAAACUCUACUGGAGAGAAAUGCUAUAACAUGUAAAUAAUAUGGGAAAGCCUGAUGUAGAUUAAUUCACAUAUAAUGCUCCAAAAAAUUCAUAACAUGAAACGUUUUAAAAGUUAAAAAUAUAUCUUUAUCAGUGGCUUAUUCUGAAACUCAGUCUCUAAUUAUGGAUUCUACUUGUUAAUUUUGCAAAUGAACACAACACUGAGUUGAAACAAUUCUGUAAGUACUCUUUAAGCAAUAGUAUAUAAGCUUAGUAGGUAGUAUUUUUCCUUAAAUUAGCUUAUAGAAUUUUUGUCUUUCCAUUUUGAAAUCUGUUGGAUCCAUGAGUGAACUGGAAUAUAAUUGUAAUGUGCCAAUAUUAUAUAAUGUGCCAAAAAUAUAUAAUUUUUGUUGUUCUGUAAGUAAAGGGGGCAUGGACUAAUGACACUCUGGUAGUUGUUGGGAUUUUCCUAUUGGCUUCAUGUGGCAGGUACUGGAUAUUUCUUACCCAUUGUAAAUAUGCCUCUUUUAUUAGAAAAACUUUUCUCUUGUCAGAAGAGCCUUCUUCCAUUUUUUCCUUGCUAAUAAAUAGUUGGCAUAAAUUUGUAAUUAUGUGAAGUUUAACACAGAGUAUAAUCUCAUUUGACUUAGUAUUUACAUCUUUUCUCUUUGUCAUUUUCUCUUUACUCUUUGUCAUUCCAUCUGACUGUGAUUUGGGGAAGAGACUUUAAGACACCCAUGUUGACAUCAACUGCAUACUUAAACAAAGCAACCUUACAUUGUUUACAAGUGCAAUUAUUUUAAAUUCGUAGCUACAAUAUCUUUGCACUGAAGCAACAUUUUUCCCCCACCAAUGCAUUAAAAAUUCUCCUACAUUAUUCUGAUAUCACCAGUUAGUGUCUCUUUACCCAUAAUUCAAUUAGAAUAAUUAUAUCACUGAAGUCAACUAGUGGUAUUACCAUCCCUUCAUUCAUAUUGAGCACCUACUAUGUGCCUGUGCUGUAAAUACAACAGUGAUCAUAACUGAUGUGGUUACUGCUCUCACAUUGCAAGUCUGUGAGAUUAAAUAUAAACAUCACAUUUCUAGCUACUUUUUAAAGUGUUAUUAACAUUUAAGUUCUGAUUCAUUUUUGUAAUAACCUUGUAUGUUAAUGGACCAGUAAGUCUUUAUAUUUGCAAAAAGAAAAGAGACCUACCUGUUACAGGACACUAAAAUGUAGAAUUGGAGAUGCUCUCCUGGAAUGUGUUGUUAACAUGGGUAAUAUGUUGUGACCUACAUUUUCUAGAACCUGUUCUUUUCAUGGUUCUAUGUUAGAAUUCACCACUAGCCUCCCUUGCAUGACACUUGGAAGGCAAAGUGAAGAAGGCCUUAGUUCUUGAGCCACACAGGAGUUUCACAUAUACCUGGUUCUAAACCAUUUUCCUGAUUCUUUGCCCUGCCAGUCCAAAGUAGGCUCAUUACCACCAGCUACAUGACUUCCAUUUUCUCAGACCUGUUGGUUUCCACAGAUACCUCCACAAGUUCCACAGCAAAGAUCCCUCACAGUUUGGAUUUUCCUGCAAGUCCUCAUGUGUCCACCAGGCAACAAAUUUAGACUGCUGUGAUUGAGAACGUUUUGUGAAGCACUGACUCACCUCUUCUCUAUAUUGUAUUUGUAUAAGGUCUAAUUUGUGUAGUAAACACAUUGUUCUGUUGAUAUUGCUAGUGACUGUGUGUUCUUGAUUCCACUAUAGCAGCUACAGUGGUGCAGUCAGAAGAAAGCAUGUGGUCCUGUAGUGAGUUCCUCUACUGCACUGUGCAGUGACUUCUGUGGCCCAAUCCUUCCAUGUGAGAAUUAGCACCUUCCUCUUAUCGGAUAGAUUAUGGAUAUUUCCAAUCACUCACAAUUGAACAUAAUUUCUCAGUACAUUUUCAGUUAUGACUGAUUGUAUGUGAUUGAAAACAAUGGGUUUUUUUGUCAAAUGCUUCUCUUUCAAAAAAUCUUGUAUACUAACAAAUAUUAUCUUUUCUAUUUCCUAAUAGGAUAUAUUGAAACAUCCCAUUGCAAUUGUAGAUUUUUAGAUCAAGUUUGUGGUUUUUUUCAAGGUAAUCAUUAUACAUUUUGAUUCAGUAUUACCAUGUAUAUUCUUCCUCAGGCAAAUUUUUUUUUCAUAGUUAGAAUUUUUGUCAUGAAACGGAUUUCUCAUUUGUUCUUAAUUAAAAACUUAAAUCAUGGUUUUGUUACUGCCUUCUUGCCAAAAACUGCCAGGUUCACACUUGUAUUCAAAUAGAGGGGCGUGGGGGAGGGAUAAAUUGGGUGACUGGGGUUGACAUAUACACACUACUGUAUAUAAAAUAGAUAACUAAUGAGAACCUACUGUAUAGCACAGGGAACUCUACUCAAUACUCUGUAAUGGCCUAUAUGGGAAAAGAAUCUAAAGAGUAAAUGUAUGUAUAACUAACUCACUUUGUUGUACACCUAAAACUAACACAACAUUGUACAUAACUA
Molecule: messenger RNA, 4615 nt
Organism: Globicephala melas (long-finned pilot whale)
Lineage: Eukaryota; Metazoa; Chordata; Mammalia; Artiodactyla; Delphinidae
Product: zinc finger protein 791-like
Biological process (GO): regulation of transcription by RNA polymerase II
Cellular component (GO): nucleus
Molecular function (GO): RNA polymerase II cis-regulatory region sequence-specific DNA binding; DNA-binding transcription factor activity, RNA polymerase II-specific
Source: RefSeq, a predicted model, not a curated record